Dendrobium catenatum is the source of this 1071-nucleotide messenger RNA. RefSeq lists its product as uncharacterized. The record is from RefSeq and is a predicted model, not a curated record. Bases 16 to 1071 code for a protein of 351 amino acids. The transcript is spliced from 2 exons. Lineage: Eukaryota; Viridiplantae; Streptophyta; Magnoliopsida; Asparagales; Orchidaceae.
AACUCCCAUUCAUAUAUGUAUAUAUUAAAUGACAGACCAGCGUCUUUUAUAGAUCACACCGCCGGUAGUCCUAGUGGACUUGUUGUGGAGCUGGUUGUUUCGUCUCCUACUCUUUCAGAUUCUACUUGGGUAGUCGUUGGUGACUCGUUGGGAGAGCUUUCACUUGAUGAUCAAUGUACUUGUAGUGGCUCUACCCAGUUACUACCCAGGAGUGAUGCCGAUGACACCACGACGGAGCUAGUCACCCACCCUUCCUUGACUCAGGUGGUCUCAGAUUGUUCUUCAGGGAGUUCUUCACCAGACGUUACCUCCCACCAGAGUGGUUGGCGAUCUGUAGCUUCUAUAGAGGACUCUCACCUUUCAGGUUUAGAGCUUUCAUGUUUCGAGUCAAGAUCUGUGUUUCGAGCUCAUCGCUCUUUUAGUCAGCGGUGGCUAAGAGGAGAGCAGUAUGCCGUUACUGCGCUACGAGUUUUACUACGGCGAGUAGACCUUAAUGCUUUACCAGACUUGUUUAGUUUUUAUAUGGAGGCCUGCUUACUUUUGGACUUUGCUGCCUCCUGUGGUCUACGAGAUAGCCUUUUGCAGAUGUGGGAACUUUCCUGUCACACUGUUGAGUUCGGGUUACUUCAGCUAGACUACGCUUCUCGAAGGUUGUCUAACAUAAUUCUUGCUGAUUUAGAGGCUGAGGCCCGAGCUACUUGGGAUAGGAUGAGGAGAGCUCGUUUUGAUCUAGAUUUUGGAUUACAAAAUUUGCAUCACUGUCAGUGGGACAUUUCUAGAGAGCAGAUGGUGCUUCUGGGUAUAGAAGCUGAGCUCAGAGCUUUGAAAUUGAGGGAGAGAGUUCUUCUAGAGAGACGUGAGGAGGUUAGAGCAGUGGCUAUCCAUACCGAGGAGGACUUUUCUUUGAUAGCUUACGAGGUUAAGCAUUUGGAGGAUAGAUUUUCAUUUUCCACUGAGGAGUUUGACUCGGCUCGUCGUCGGUUGGAGCUCGCAGAGGAGCAGCGAGCGAUGUUGCAGGAUCGUUUGUUCAGAGUUAGACAUCAGAUCAGCAACAUUCAAUUCAGACUUUGA